GAGAUGAAAUGGCACGGGUCAUCUGGUCCAUGAUCAAGGAGAAGCUCAUCCACCCCUUCCUCGACCUCAACAUUAAGUACUUCGACCUGGGCCUGCCUCACCGCGAGGCCACCAACGACCAGGUCACGAUUGAAAGCGCACAAGCAACGCUAGAGUAUAAUGUGGCAGUCAAGUGUGCAACAAUCACUCCUGACGAGGAGAGGGUGUGGGAGUUCGGACUCAAGGCCAUGUGGAAGAGCCCCAAUGGCACCAUUCGAAACAUACUGAAUGGCACUGUGUUCCGGGAACCAAUUCUCAUUCGCAACAUUCCUCGCCUCGUGCCCUCAUGGACACACCCCAUAGUGAUAGGCCGGCAUGCCUUCGGGGAUCAAUACCGAGCCACAGAGAUGGCCAUUCCUGGCCCUGGCAAGCUCAAGCUAGUCUAUG
Messenger RNA from Closterium sp. Naga37s-1, 426 nucleotides. Lineage: Eukaryota; Viridiplantae; Streptophyta; Zygnematophyceae; Desmidiales; Closteriaceae. The record is from the annotation of a GenBank genome assembly.